Molecule: messenger RNA, 486 nt
Organism: Trichomonas vaginalis G3
Lineage: Eukaryota; Parabasalia; Trichomonadida; Trichomonadidae
Exons: 1
Coding region: 1-486 (161 amino acids)
Source: RefSeq, a predicted model, not a curated record
AUGGCGGUACUUUAUUUCCAUCUCAAGGGGUUCAAGAUUCACUCUGCAAACAAAAAGUAUCUUGGUAAGUAUUAUUACAGUAUUUUUAAUCAUAAGAGCGGUAUUUGCUCUGAAAAAUUCCCUUUUCAAUAUGGUAAACAUAAAGUAAGCGAAUAUUUUCAUAUUAAGCUUGAUAAUAAUAAAUAUCCUUCCUUUACGAUCAAACUUUAUAAAAAGGGAAUCCUUAAGGACAAACUUAUUGCUACUUGCCAAUUUGAUACACAAAAUAUCAACAUAGAUACUGUAUAUAAUGUUCGUAAGCUUAUGUGCAACAGGCGUAACGAUUUUCCCCAUGUCUCAUGCAGUGUUUCAAUUCAUCUCUCAUCAACAGGUUUAAAUCCAUAUCAAGCACCUGUUCGCGAGAUUGAUAACGUCACCCAAUAUCUAGAAGCUGCAGGCAACCAGCAAGAGCUUGACAACUUCUUUGAAGAAUUAUUACGUGAUUAA